AUGGCCACUCAACUUGCAACCACCUUCACUGCCGCUGUAGGAGCUAGAGGCUCAACCAGUAGCACCAACCACGAUGAAAUUCACAAGAUUUUCGGUGAACCCAACGAGAACUUUCAUGCCCCAUCGGUUGAAGAAUUAUGUACACCCAAACAAUUGGAAUUGGUUCAGGAAUUGAAGAAGAAGUGUGAGGCUUGGAUUCCAAACCUCGGACCAGAUGAACAAACGUUCAUGACCUCUGAAGGCUUGUUUUUGUAUUACAGAUAUCUGACAGGAUAUGGAUGGGAUAAGAUGAAAGAUGCAGAGGAUGGUUUGAAGAAGACUUGUGAAUGGAGAGCAAAGAUUAAACCUCAAAAUUUAACGAUUGAAGAUUUGGGGGAGGUUGGAAAGAGUUCAUUCAUGUAUCACUAUGGUUUUGAUAAGUGGAAUAGACCUGUUGUGUAUAUUGAUAUGAAGAAAGACAAAACACCCAUGACCAAAGAAAACAUUCAUCUCAAAUAUUUGUCGUUUGUUUAUUUCACAGAACAUCUCACAAAAAGAAUGCCCAAGAAUGUCUAUCAAAUCACAUGGAUUCUCGACGUCACCGGAGCCGAUGUUAGCCUCAGUCUUGUGAAACAGAUGAAAGAUACAUUCCUGGAUUUAGGUGUUUAUUAUUGUGAGCGAUUAUCUUUGGCUUUUGUUUUGAAUGUCACCAUGUCAAUUAAUUUAAUUUGGAAAUUUGUAUCACAAUUUUUAGCCAAACAAACAGUGGAAAGAUAUCACGUAUUCACAAAAGACAACAAAAAAUUAAGAGAUGCUCUCCAUCACUUUUUCGAUGAGGGACGACUUUUGAAAGAAUUCCACGGAACUGCUGAAUUUGAUUUUUCUGUAGAAGUUAUGAAAUCUUUUGACUCGACCAUUUCCAUUAAGGAUAUCAAAGAAGCAAAGGAAACCACAACCGUUCAAGAUGGUACAGACUAA
This is a messenger RNA of Naegleria lovaniensis, 957 nucleotides long. RefSeq lists its product as uncharacterized. The transcript has 2 exons. NCBI's taxonomy places the organism in Eukaryota, Heterolobosea, Eutetramitea, Acrasida, Naegleriidae. The record is from RefSeq and is a predicted model, not a curated record. Bases 1 to 957 code for a protein of 318 amino acids. Gene Ontology annotation, molecular function: phosphatidylinositol transfer activity.